Messenger RNA from Hypoxylon trugodes, 1689 nucleotides. RefSeq lists its product as uncharacterized. Lineage: Eukaryota; Fungi; Ascomycota; Sordariomycetes; Xylariales; Hypoxylaceae. The coding region runs from base 319 to 1467 and encodes 382 amino acids. The transcript is spliced from 2 exons. The record is from RefSeq and is a predicted model, not a curated record. Gene Ontology annotation, cellular component: plasma membrane. Gene Ontology annotation, biological process: peptide modification; carbohydrate metabolic process.
CUUCAACAUCUUUCUAUGUUGAGUUCCUUGAUCCUUUUACAUACUGAAACGGAAGAUGAUAGAAACAACUCGGAUAAUCAUGACCUGUAAUUACAUUACUACCAAGUGAUGAUAUCGAUGAAGCCUUACCCAUUAGAUACGGAACUCCGCGUGCGUUCUCCGAGAAUUACCUGGAUUUGUUCGAUUAAUCCCGCAGGAUAGGCUCUCGUAACCUCCGUGAUACUCCGGAACAUCCACAUAGAACCCCGGACGCCUUAUUUCAUCUUCCCUACCUAGGUAUUCAUCUAUUAAGCAGCUCUUGGGCUACAUGUACUCCAUAUGGAAUCCUCGGGCCGUUUUUUCGCCAAUCCGACCAAGCCUCUCCUGACUAUAGACCCAAAUCAAGUGCUUCUAGCUAGCCUCGACCGGAUUACUACAUACAACCCACUAGUCCACACAUGUUCCACAGGCUGGACGUUUCAUGGCUUCUACAGCGACCCAACCUCAAUUGCUUACCUAUUCUAUCGUCUCUCCCUCCUCUUUUCGGAUCUGGAAUUCAAACGACAAGCGCUCAUAGACUGGGCUCAGGCAUAUCUCGAUCUAAGCAUCCGCCUCCAGAAGAAACCACCGGAUCCAAGUAACUGCGGUAUUGCAAACGAGGGACUUGCAUACAUGGCCCUAUCAGCAGUCAUGAUGCAAGACGCCAGCAUAGCGCAAAACAUAUGCGAUUACGAAAAGCCACUUAACGAUGGCCCCAGAAGCAAGGAAUGUUCCAACGAAUGGUUAUACGGCCGCGCUGGGUAUCUCUACUUCCUUCGCCUAUGUCGAACAGUCUUCAAAGACUGGCGCACAGCCGCAGUCCUCGAUACUGCAAUCGACAAGACCAUAAGACGUAUAAUAUGCGUACCGCAACCGUGGACCUGGUAUGGGAAAGAGUAUUUCGGCGCUGCUCAUGGUACUAUUGGGACUAUUUGUCAGAUUGUUUUAUCACGACCUUUCAUGGCGCCUCAGAUUCGGAAUUUAUUAUCGGGUCUUCUUGAUGAGCAGUACGAAAGUGGGAAUUUCCCUUCCUCUGCGGGUUCUGAUUCGGAUAAGUUGGUUCAGUUCUGCCAUGGAGGUCCGGGGUUUCUUAUUUCUCUUCGGUCGCUUGCCCCGCAUUUUCCGGAGUUGAGGAAGAAGAUUGAGGGCGUAAUCAAGAAGGCGGCGGAUGAUACGUGGGAGCGUGGGUUAUUGACGAAGAAACCGUGUCUUUGUCAUGGGAUCGCUUCGAAUGCGCUUGCUCUUGAUUGUGAUGAAGGGGAAGAAAAGUUUAUGCAUUUCUUGUCGUUCAUGAGUACGGAAUCAAUGGAGAAGAUGGACUGGAUGCGUGACGCGGGACGGGAUGAUGAGUUUGUCGGGCUGUAUACGGGGGAAGGAGGCAGAGCCUGGGCAUGGGGUGUGGCGGUGAAGAAAGGUGACAGGGUAUGUAUUGGAUAUAAUGACAUAUGAUAGAGUGGAACGAGAUUGCCUACCGUUAACUUCAUCGUUGCUCUUAGUAGGGCCUAAAUAGUGUCGGCCUAGGUUGGUUUCAGGGGCAAGUACGAGUAUUUGGUACGAAUCGACAGAAUUCUGCCACUGGAACGUCACUCGUUAAAUUUAAGUCUAGGACCUAAUACACGUUAUGGUAUGUUGAAUACCAAACAUAAUCAAUGAUAACCCGCCCUUCAUCUG